AUGCUCCCUAGCGACCGCAGAGCAGUGGAGAUGAACUGCCCAAAGUCGCUGAAGUCUUGCCCAGCCAACGGUUCCACCAAGCUCACCCUGCAUCACAACCGCUUCGCGUGCGCUGUGCCAGAGAGCAUCAGCCACAGCGAGGUGCUGAGCCUGACAGUCAUGGGGAACAUGCUGGGAGAUGGACAGGAGUUACUGGCGUCAUGGAUCUCCGAGGAAGAGCUGCAGCCUUUCCUGUACUAUUCUCCAAGGGUUCUUGAGUCCAGCUUGCUCGUCCUGGCUGGUUUCCUGGCAUUGCUGUUGGCUGGGAUGCUGUGCGGUCGGCGACUUAAGAGAAGACUUUCCAAAGAGUCUCGCAGGUUCGACUUGGGUUCCAGAGCUCGGGUGGCUUCCUCCAGCUUUGCUGUGAUGAGAAGCUCUUGCUGCGCUCUGCUGUUGUCGAGUCCGCUUUUGUUGAUAUUCGGCCUCGGCGGCCGGUUCUACGACUGCAGCCCGCCGCUGUGGCAAACCACCGUUGCAAGCCUCAAGGCUGAGAGUGUCUUACCCGACUUGGGCGUGGUCGCAUGCUGGUGUGCCAUGCAGUUGCUCUUCCGAAGCCUGGUCCUCGGCAUCCGCAAGAAGCCGCGACCAGCAGAGAAGCUCGCAGGGCGGAAGACGGCAAGGGCCUUUGCGUGGCUUCUUUGGAUCUGCAUCGUCAGCUUUCUAUCUCUGCCAUCAGUCUUCUUCACCUUUGCUCAGUCGGUUCCGGCACAAAAUGUGUGGGAUCUUGAUGACGGCACAUUGAAGCUGUUCCACGCGACGGCGCCGGUGCAGGCAGUUCUGAUAGACAUGGUGCUGGCCUGGCCACUUUCAACCAGCUUCUCGAGCCUGACGGGAAUCAGGCCUGACAGGUUACUGAUGACGUUCCGACUUUUUUCCGCAUGGCUCUUGGCGGUAUUGACGACGUUAUCCUUGGACGAGAACUGUUACGGAGGCUGGAAGCUGGCGUGGAAAGUUUGCCAGGAGGGAUCGGAGGAACACGGCAAGUUCACCUGGAAGAUCUUCGAAGAGGAGAUCUUGAACACGCAGCGGGACAUCUGCGGUUUCAGCAGCGCUUUCUGCUUCGAAGACCGUUGCAGCCGUGCCAUCGUCGGUGGCUUGACGCCCUUUUUGCUAAAGAAGCUACUGGUCCGGAGCACGAUGCAGCCGUUGAUCCUCUGGCUGGCCUGGCACCUCUCUCGCUUGGAGCCCGAAGGGGGGGAUCCUGCAAAAGGCCGCCAUCGGAGACUGCUGGGAAUCUGGCCUAAGACCACCGGAUCCCUGUUGCCCUUGCGACAGAUGGCGCUCUUGACCACACAGAUGCUGGGUCCUUGUUUAGGGUUCAGGGUUUAG
Molecule: messenger RNA, 1368 nt
Organism: Symbiodinium sp. CCMP2592
Lineage: Eukaryota; Dinophyceae; Suessiales; Symbiodiniaceae
Source: the annotation of a GenBank genome assembly